AUGGGAGGUCUAAAUCUAAAAAGAUACUGGCGGAGGAGAAGCUACCAACGCCUCGGUGCCACUACCGAUGAAUCGCGAUCAAAGCGGAAGUGGUCAUGGAAGAUAAGGAUGCCACGAAGGCUGAAGAUAAAGCUGAGGUUUAAGUUUAACCCCAAGAAGUUUAUUGCUAAUGUUCAUGAAGCAUACGUGAGAAUGAUGAUGAGGAUAGCGAGCUCGCAGGUCGCGAGAAGCGGACCAAUAGGCGGGUAUGGUGCAGGAGGGAUCGGGCAGUUUGGGAUGAGACCCAUGAAGGAGUACGACGAGAAGAUGAUCAUUCAGAUGUACAACUCGUUGGUGGUGAGGCAGGCUCAAAAGAAAGUACUUGAGCCUGUUCCCGGUAACUCUGGAUCGUAUAUCGUGUAA
Molecule: messenger RNA, 402 nt
Organism: Helianthus annuus (common sunflower)
Lineage: Eukaryota; Viridiplantae; Streptophyta; Magnoliopsida; Asterales; Asteraceae
Exons: 1
Coding region: 1-402 (133 amino acids)
Source: RefSeq, a predicted model, not a curated record